Molecule: messenger RNA, 1128 nt
Organism: Cyphellophora europaea CBS 101466
Lineage: Eukaryota; Fungi; Ascomycota; Eurotiomycetes; Chaetothyriales; Cyphellophoraceae
Exons: 2
Coding region: 1-1128 (375 amino acids)
Biological process (GO): phospholipid metabolic process
Molecular function (GO): phosphatidate phosphatase activity
Source: RefSeq, a predicted model, not a curated record
AUGGGCCGGGGUAUGUUGGUACACACCGGAAUCUCCUAUGCCCUUGACUGGGUUGUGAUAAUAGCAUUCGCCGCAGGGGGAGGUUACCUGGGUAAGGUCAGGGGAUUCCGCCGCCCGUUCUCGCUCGCAGAUCGCGCCAUUGCCUAUCCUCUCAAGCCCGAUAUUGUCACGUUAGAGGAAGCCGCCAUUGCAUGCUUCCUUGGACCCGCGAUCAUCAUAUUGGUCCUCGCAUUUGUACUACCCAGUAUUCGGCGACCUGAUCAGAAGCGAGUGUAUUCGUCGUGGCGGGACAAGUUCUGGGACGCCAAUGCUGGAUGGAUGGGAUUGGGUGUCAGCCUUGCGGCGACGCUCUUCAUCACCUCCGGCCUCAAGGCAGUCGUGGGGAAGCCUCGACCCAAUCUCCUAGCCAUUUGUAACGCGGAUAUCGAAAAUCUCGGGAAUUUCGUCGUGGGUGGCUCCGGAAGCGAAAUCGAGUCCGACGCACCGGCAAUGGUUACAUACGAGAUAUGUCGGCCGACCGAUCUUGAUCUUUUCAACGAUGCCUUUUUCGCAUUUCCCUCGGGACACUCGUCGAUGUCAUGGGCCGGUCUACUGUAUCUGUCAUUAUGGCUGUGCAUGAAGCUCUCGGUCGUCUUGCCAUAUCUCGGUCAGCAUAUGCCGGUGCCGGAUAAAUCAACAGAGGAUGUGGACGUCGUGAGCUAUUACCACGAGAGGAGAAGCGCCCCGCCUCUGUGGAAAGUCACAAUUGCUAUGAUCCCGAUCGGUGUGGCCUUGUUCAUCUGCGCCAGUCGCUACGCAGACUUCCAUCACGCCGGAAUCGAUAUCUUUGCAGGAUGUGUGAUCGGGAUUAUCUGCGCAUACACUGCCUUUCGACUGUAUCACCUACCGGUGCAGAGAGGAUACGGGUUGGCUUGGGGCCCAAGAGACGAGGAAAACGCGUAUUUAGGCGACAUGCCCUGGAAUCAUCGCCUCACCAGAAGAUCGCCAUUCAACACCGGCGAUGAAGAGGCAGGUCACCAUCACGCGAGACCGUCGACAUCGGCAGAGGGGAUGCUCGAGUACGGGGGCGGCCGUGGAUCUCCGCAGUAUCCUAUGCAAACAUUCCAUUCUCCGCUGGAAUCAAGGUGA